This is a messenger RNA of Entelurus aequoreus (snake pipefish), 2115 nucleotides long. It is a transcript of the gene dnaja2b, whose product is annotated as DnaJ heat shock protein family (Hsp40) member A2b. Gene Ontology annotation, molecular function: Hsp70 protein binding; ATP binding. The record is from RefSeq and is a predicted model, not a curated record. Bases 126 to 1364 code for a protein of 412 amino acids. Gene Ontology annotation, cellular component: cytoplasm; cytosol. The transcript has 9 exons. Gene Ontology annotation, biological process: response to heat; protein refolding. NCBI's taxonomy places the organism in Eukaryota, Metazoa, Chordata, Actinopteri, Syngnathiformes, Syngnathidae.
GGCGUCUACGUCAGCAAGGGGGAGGAGUUUGUGUCGGCGUCUGGCAACCCUGGACGAGCCAGCCGGUGGACGCUGCUUUCCUUCUCACUCAGCUGAACGUCCGCAGUAGGUAGCCGGCUAGCAUCAUGUCCAAAGUCGCGGAUACUAAGCUGUACGACAUCCUCGGAGUCUCACCGUCGGCCAGUGAAAAUGAGCUUAAGAAGGCUUAUCGCAAGUUGGCCAAAGAGUACCAUCCUGACAAGAACCCCGAUGCUGGAGACAAGUUUAAAGAGAUCAGUUUUGCAUACGAAGUACUGACAAACCCAGAGAAGAAGGAGUUGUACGAUCGCUAUGGAGAACAGGGGCUGCGUGAGGGUGGAGGAGGCGGCCCCGGUAUGGACGACAUCUUCUCUCACAUCUUCGGUGGAGGCCUUUUUGGGUUCAUGGGGGGCCAGGGCAGAGGUCGUAAUGGAGGACGAAGGAAAGGUGAAGACAUGGUGCACCCUCUAAAAGUUUCUCUUGAAGACCUCUAUAAUGGUAAAACUACCAAACUGCAGUUAAGCAAGAAUGUGCUGUGUAGUGCCUGCAACGGUCAGGGGGGGAAGGCGGGUGCAGUGCAAAAGUGUGUGGCAUGCAGAGGCAUCGGUAUGAGGGUCGUGAUCAGACAGCUGGCCCCUGGUAUGGUCCAACAGAUGCAGUCAGUCUGUGCAGACUGCAAAGGAGAGGGUGAGGUCAUCAAUGAGAAGGACCGCUGUAAAAAGUGUGAAGGUCAAAAGGUCUGUAAGGAAACCAAGCUGCUGGAGGUGCACGUGGACAAAGGCAUGAAACAUGGACAGAAGAUCCCGUUCUCUGGGGAAGCUGACCAAGCACCGGGCGUAGAACCAGGAGACAUCGUCCUGGUCCUGCAAGAAAAAGAACACAAGGAAUUCAGCCGGGAAGGCAGUGACCUUCACAUGGUGCAACGCAUCGGCCUGGUUGAGGCUCUCUGUGGCUUCCAGAUGACUGUCACACAUCUGGAUGAGCGUCAGCUGCUUGUCAAAUACCCACCUGGCAAAGUCAUACAACCUGGUGCUAUUCGGGUGGUGAAGGGCGAGGGGAUGCCACAGUACAGAAACCCGUUUGAGAAGGGCGAUCUUUACAUCAAGUUUGACGUGCAGUUCCCUGACAACAACUGGAUCAGCCCUGAAAAACUGAACGAGCUGGAGUGUCUGCUGCCAAGCCGUGCGGACGAACCCGUCAUCUCCGCUGACGCGGAGGAAGUCGACUUGACGGAUUUCGACAGGAGUCAAGGGAUGGCCGGGGGCUCCAGGAGAGAGGCCUACCACGAUAGUUCUGAUGAGGAGGGCGGCCAUCAUGGCCCCGGGGUGCAGUGUGCACACCAGUAGGAGGACUUUGUAGCGUGCACAUCCCUCGAGUCCCACUGCUAACACCAUUCAAGACUUGACACACAAACAUGCACAUGUGGAAGAGAUACACAACACAUUUACAUAAACACGCACUCUGGUGCCCAUUAGACAUGCUGGAUGACUUCUCUUUAUGGACAGUGACGUCUCAGGCCAGAACACCACCUGGUUAGUGUAAGUAAAAAGGUGGUGUGUACUCUCCAACACACACACACACGCAUGCUGCUUACUGGCUGACAACCUUUCACACCUACAACGGCGUCCAGACGCUAAAAGACGCCACACGGAAUAACGUCGGCCUGAAGAUUCCACAGACAUUUGCCUCAUCCUUCAACCAUGUUUUCAAAACCUGCUGUCACAUUGCUAGAAGAUGUCCUGAGUUGUAGUUCUUCCUCGGCCCCGGUCUUGCUUGGACUUUAGUUUUUAUGUUCCAAGUGUGUUUCCAGACCACUCAAACUAUUAUGUGAACGCUUUCUUCUUUCUGAUGUGUGUCAUGUGGCGGCUCAGCCUGUUGGAGCCGCUUAGGAAUGUUCUGGCUUACUAGGAAGAUUGCUGUUGCCGCCUGGUGUUAAAGCUGCCGUGCGAGUGGACGCUGUCAAACUAUUGACUGUUUGCCAAAAAGUCUCAGCCCCUCACGACCACACUCACUCGUCACAAGCGUAAAAAGAGCCAACAUAUCAUCCUAGUUGUUAGACGAGCUUAUGUUGUUGACAAUAUAUGAACCUUUGCCACA